AUGCGAUCUGCAGUGAGGCUGGUCUAUGCAGCCGUGCUCGCGCUUGCGGGCUUGAGCAAUGCCAGUGACAAUGGCACUCCAUUGGAUCCAACAAAGUGUGCUCUCGAGCCUUCGGCCAUGGUAUCGGACGCUUGUUUAUCCUACGGCUCUAUUGACAGCAUUAACGACAUGAUUUACACGAACCUCAACUCCAUCACGCAAGACACCGAUUUCUUCUCAUAUUAUCGCCUCAACCUCUUCAAUAAAGAAUGUCCUUUCUGGAAUGAUGCAAACAGCAUGUGUGGCAAUAUUGCCUGCUCGGUCAACACCAUCGACUCGGAAGAGGACAUUCCUCUAACGUGGCGCGCGGAGGAACUGAGCAAGCUGGAAGGCCCGAAAGCGAACCACCCGCCACGCAAAAUCCAAGAACAACGUCCGAAAGAGCGGCCUCUGCAAGGAGAGUUAGGAGAGGAUGUCGGUGAAAGUUGUGUGGUUGAAUACGACGACGAGUGUGACAACCGCGACUACUGUGUUCCAGAGGACGAGGGUUCCGCCGGCAAGGGCGACUACGUGAGCUUGGUGGACAACCCGGAGCGAUUCACGGGAUACUCGGGUGAAGGCGCGCACCAGGUGUGGAAUGCGAUCUACAACGAGAAUUGCUUCCUCAAGCCCAUUGAAGAACUGGAUGAGCAGACACUCAACGUGCCCAUGGGUGGCCUCCAAGCUGCCUCGGAUUUCCGCAAUGUGCUCCAGAAAGAAUCACAACGUCUGGAAGAUCUGUCGCUUGACAAUGAGUGUUUGGAGAAGCGCGUCUUCCACCGACUUAUCAGUGGCAUGCAUGCGUCUAUUUCGACCCAUCUAUGCUGGGACUACCUCAAUCAAACAACCGGCCAGUGGCACCCCAAUGUGCAAUGCUACAAGGACCGUCUCCACGACCACCCGGAGCGCAUUUCCAACAUGUACUUCAACUACGCAUUGGUAUCACGCGCCGUGGCGAAGCUUCGCAAGCACCUCGAAGGAUACACAUUCUGUACAAGUGAUCCCGCACAGGACCUCAAGACCAAGCAGCGCGUCAACAGGUUGACAAGCUCGCUCUCAGCCAUCCCUCAAAUCUUCGACGAGAACAUCAUGUUCCAGGACCCCGGCGCACUGGGUCUGAAGGAUGAUUUCCGCAACCGCUUCCGCAACGUUAGCAGACUCAUGGACUGCGUCGGCUGCGACAAGUGCCGUCUAUGGGGCAAGCUCCAGGUCAAGGGAUAUGGCACCGCACUGAAGGUUCUCUUCGAGUACGACGAGACCAAGAACGGCGAGAACCCGACCCUGCACCGCACCGAGCUAGUUGCCCUGGUCAACACCCUCGGCCGUAUCUCCCACAGUCUCGCUGCUGCGCGUAGUAUGAAGCGAGCCCUCAUCAGUGGCAACACGCACAUGUUCCCUGUCCACGGCGCCAUGCCUUCCGGUCAUCAAUGGACCCCCCAUGGCGUCAAGCCUCAACGCCGCUUACUGCAAGACGGUGCUGGAAACUAUUACUACGAGAACGAAAAUGAAGAUGAUUACGUCUAUGGCCGCGAAGCACCGACACGCUACCCCUGGGAACGCCCACCGCGUAACCCGAACGCGACUGCCAUGGAAGAAUUCAUGGUUGAAUGGAACAUGAUCUGGGGAACGGCUGGGUAUAUCGUCCAGACGUGGAUUGAUCUCCCGCGGACAUUGUUCCAACUUGGCACUGUUGAAUCCAUGCGUCUUUACAACUACUGGCUUGGUCUGCCUGUGCCUCCUCGGCUAUGGAAGCUGAAGGCCCCUGAGCCUCGUUCACACACUAAGCCCCGCGCUUAUGAGGAAGGUCGGGCUCGGGAUCAGAAUCAGAACCAGAAUCAGGCUCAUGAUCAAGCUCGUCGCGAUGAGCUCUGA
This is a messenger RNA of Penicillium nucicola, 1890 nucleotides long. RefSeq names its product ER oxidoreductin. The record is from RefSeq and is a predicted model, not a curated record. The transcript is spliced from 3 exons. The coding region runs from base 1 to 1890 and encodes 629 amino acids. Gene Ontology annotation, cellular component: endoplasmic reticulum membrane; endoplasmic reticulum. Gene Ontology annotation, biological process: protein folding in endoplasmic reticulum. Gene Ontology annotation, molecular function: thiol oxidase activity; protein-disulfide reductase activity; FAD binding. NCBI's taxonomy places the organism in Eukaryota, Fungi, Ascomycota, Eurotiomycetes, Eurotiales, Aspergillaceae.